Messenger RNA from Aspergillus ibericus CBS 121593, 1060 nucleotides. RefSeq names its product DUF3425 domain-containing protein. NCBI's taxonomy places the organism in Eukaryota, Fungi, Ascomycota, Eurotiomycetes, Eurotiales, Aspergillaceae. The transcript has 2 exons. The record is from RefSeq and is a predicted model, not a curated record. The coding region runs from base 5 to 925 and encodes 306 amino acids.
CAGCAUGACGCCCCCAGCAAAUCGUCCCAACGUCCCCCUGACGCACAUGCCCCAGCAAGGGAAUAUCUGGGCUGCUGAAGAUGACUGGACCGGAGUGACAGAUCGACAAAGACGACGACGGCUGCAGAACCGGUUGAACCAACGGACCUAUCGCAUGAAACGUAAGGCUGCCGCCAAUGACACAUCACCAUCUCGUCCGGCGACAGAGUCCUCCCCUGCAAUGCCAUCCACGUCGAGCCAUGUAGUCCAGCGCACUGCUUAUCCUCUCAGCCACGCCGCAGAUCCAGACGAUAAUGAUCUCGACUGUCCGCUCUUCCCCCCCGGUGCCCUGCAAUUCCGGCGCCACUUUGAAGCCAUCGCCCACCGAAGCUUCCUGAUGGGCUCACCCCAGGUUGAGCACCUAAUCAGCCUGCAUCGACUAAACGUUCAUCGCGCGAUCAACGAAAAUAUCCGCGCCAUCGGCAUGACCCGGGAGUGGAUGAAGCCGGACGAUGCGCUAUCCAUAUUCAACCUUCCACUUCCCCUACCAGGGAACUACGAUGAAGAGCAAAUUCCUGCCAGUUUGCGCCCGACAGUCAUUCAGCGGUUGGUGCCGCACCAUCCCUGGCUAGAUUUCUUUCCUUUUCCCCGGAUGCGGGAUCUGAUGAUUUUGGCGGGAGAUAAUCUGGAUGAAGAUGAUUUGUGUCAUGAUCUGAUGGCGUUCUGGGAUACCCGGAAUACGGGAGCAACAUUGGUGGUCUGGGGUGAGCCGUGGGAUCCACAGAACUGGGAGGCUACGGAGGAGUUUGUGCGCAAAUGGCACUGGUUGCUGGCGGGGUCACCGGAGCUGCUUGUGUCGACGAACUUUUGGCGGGCGAAGAGGGGGGAUCGGCCUUUAAAUUGGCGACCGUUGCUGCGAUUUAAUCAAGUGAUGCUUGCAAAGUAAUGGCGGAAGUGAGAAUUUAGGGCUUAGAUGGAUUUCAUGUCGUAAUGAGAAUGCGGGCAGGGCGCUAAUGUGAGCGGCUUACGCCGAACCAUAGGACUAGAACUUAGCCAAUAAGUGGGGAAGGGUCCUAGACGU